CAAGGAAACCCAGUUCAAGCCAGUGAAGCAUACGUGAAUAUCUCCGGAAACGAGGAAACGUUAGUUAUUCAAUCGUCGCCAUCAAGAAACGCAGUACCAAGCAGAAGACAUCAAAUGAACUCUGAGUAUAUGUCCAUUAAGAGAAUAACAACAAAGUUCAAGAAAUGGGAAGUAAAACGGGAAAAUGUUCAAAUCUCGAGAGUUAUUGGAAAAGGUGCUUUCUGUCAGGUUGCUAAGGCAACCGUAUCAGAUAUUAAUGGAAUAAAGGGAGCAACAACUGUGGCAGUUAAGAUGCUGAAAGGUAUGUUGCGGAGACAAGUAGUCAGUACCUAUUUUUUAAAUCGUGAUUACUGGACAGAUUAUCAAUAAAUCAAUAAUUUUACUAGGAAAAAAGCGAACUUGGCCAAACAUACAAGGCAAAGUGGCUCUUUCUUAUAUUGGAAUAGUUUGUUGAGUACUUCAAGAGUGGUAUUCCCCGUUCGUAUGAGAACAUUUUGUUUGAGCACAUAGUAUUCUAUGCAACUACAGCAAGUCUCAAACGUGAAAAUGAAUCAGUAGAAGAGACGUCAUCUGGCUUAACUUUUAUACACCAUCUCACAUGCUUAUGUGUGAUGGCAAUGUUUUUAAUUUUCUAUAUUUUUGGUAGAAAAUGCCCCGGAUAAUGACAGGAAAGAUCUGCUGUCAGAGCUGGAUUUGAUGAAGAAACUAAGGCCUCAUCCUCAUGUCAUUAAACUGAUGGGAUGCGUCACUAAAACUGGUAAAAUAGGAAGGAUAUUGGUAAUACUUCAUCGUUUGUUCAGUCAAAUCUGAAUUUUAAUUAAGUUUCAUGUUAAAACAAAGGGUUGUUUUGCAGAUCCUUUGCUUGUUCUCAUUGAAUACAUACCUUACGGUGAUCUGUUGGGUUACCUAAGAAAGAGUCGCGGCCUAAAUGACACAUACUUUAAAGAUCCGGAUGUUAAACCUGAGACCAACCUGACUUCAGAACAACUGAUGCAAUUUUCCCUGCAGAUUGCUGAUGGAAUGAACUUCCUUUCUGCUAACAAGGUAUUCACGAAACGUGUGUCAGUGUAGCACCUUGUUUUCCAUUCUGAUAAAGUGUUAGGUCACAGCAAAAAGUUGCUCGGAAAGGUGGUUGGAAAGGUAGAGAGUGACCUCUCCGAUGCUAAUGAAUCACAAUCUCUCGGAUUAUGGCGAAAUUACCUGGUUUAUCACGUUUUAGAGCUGAUUUAUUGUGCACAAUAAUAACCCAGACGGGCAUGUACAUAUUUCACUCCCCACUCCCCCCUCCCCCAGUCCAAAAAAAGGGAAAAACAACUUUUAAAGAAAAUGUUAUUCCUUUCGUCGUAAGAGUGAGACUGAGAAUGAAAUCCAAUUCCUCUACACCAUUGCAUCUAAUGUAUGGAGUUAGAUCGGAGCUGUAUAGUUCGGAUAUCCUUUCCUCUGAACCCCUUCGUCAUUUCGUCCGAAGUUUCUGUUUCACGUGCUAUCUUCGUGGCGUGUUUAACGUCGCUUCUUGAGUCGCUCUACAUUUCGUGGCGUCGAAAAGUAAUUCGUAUCGUAGCAGUCCCUGCUUGUAACCAGUGGUAAGCACGUUUUAAUCGUCAUGUUGUGUAUCGUCUCUUUCUGUGAAAAUGUCCUUCAGCACGCUGAGUUCUUCAACUAACUUCGAUUCUUUUUUUAAGAAUGCCAUUUCUAAUGAUACUCGAACGCUGGAAAGUGUGCUGUCUCGGUAACGACAGCCAUGAAAUUGAUUAUGCUUUGUACCAGGUGGAUCAUUUUCUAACGUUGUGCAUUCAAUGUUAAAUCGUUUGGAAAGGUACUUACGUUGCUUGCAUGAUGUAUUUUUGCCUUGAAUAUACUUGCAACUAUCCUUGUUUCAAGAUGGCUUUGACAACCUUCCUCUCAGAUUUGAAUCAAAACUUGACACCUGUUGAGAGGGGACAAUGAAGUUCCAGAAAUCCCAUGCCCCUUGUUUAGAGAGUCGUUCAAUCUUUUUUUAAUCUCUAGUUAGCCCACUUGAUCAAUCUGAUUUUCAUGGAACAGACCUUUAUAUCAAAGUUGUAGAGAUUAUCCAUGGCUUGGUUUUACAAGAUCGAGUAAAAUAACAGAAUUUCUGCUCGCUGACAAGAGUUCGAACUGUAAGAGUUAUUAAGCAAGAAAACAGAAAACAUUUUGGAGAUAAAAUAAUGCAAGCAACUAAUUAAGCUAUGUGUAUUCACUAGUGAGGAUAAAAGGUGGAAUGAAUAUGUGAAAUUGUAAAAUUUAUAACUAGUAUAGUAUCACAACCUUGCUGAACAGAACGAAAUAAAAGUAACAAUGUAACUAGUUUCAUUGAUAGUUAAUUGUUCUAGAAUUCUCCACAAUGCAUGCUUGGUGGGGUCCAAAAUCUACAUGGCCUCUGAAACUGGUUUAAUUUCAACAAUCAGGCCGAUGAAUAUAUAUAUAUUUUUUCAUCGUAUGUGAGGAGAGAUCGUUGUGGUGGUCUCUAAAUAUUAAUUUCAUUACUUGAAAAAUACAGCAGUGAUGUGUACCUCCUAUUCACAGGUCAAGAACACGCAAAAUUUGAACAACAAACAAGGCAGUUUUAAAGCCUUCUGUAACAUUAAUAUGUUGUUUUGAAUACCUCCAUCUGUUGUAUCCAAUGAAACAAAGCCUAGGCAUUACCAAACCAAAACACUCCUUUACCAUUAAGAUACGAGCCUCGGUCAUUGAUGCAAGGGAGUUGAUAUGAUGAGGUAAACCCAAAUGCAAGUCACAAGUUAAAGUGCUUGGCCGACAUCUGCAGUUUUUUGGAUAUCCAAAAACAAAGUGGAAGCCAAGGGCUGGCUUUUGCUGACAACCGGUGAUGAAUUUCAAGAUAUCCUUAAUGGAAAGUUAGAAGUUGACAUAAAGGAAUUUCUGAAUAUACAGUAUGAACUGUACAUUAAGAUUUUCUUAAGUCGAGUUGCGUUACACUGCAAUUGAAAAAAAGCCUUAUGCUCAAGCCAGAAGUUGUUUUUAGAAUCAUUUAGUUGAUUCACACAAAUACUCAAAAGAGGAAAGCAAAAAGGCAUUCUUCAAUUAACGUUAGCUGAAUGAGAACUCAGAGUGCUGAAUGAAAUUUUCCCAGAAAGAGACGAUAUAUAACGCACGAUUAAAAACGUGCUUACCGUUGACUGUUACGGCACGCAUUACGUUUGACGACACGAAAUGUGGAGUGACUUAAGGAGUGACGAUAGCACGUGAAACAGAAAAUUCUUCCGACGAUAUGACGAGGGGUUUGAAGGACAGGAAAUGAGAAAUAUGUAGCUCCACGUAGUAUGACUCGACGAUACGAACAAAGGAUACCAAAUUAUGACCUCGAUCUGACUCCACGCUGGCAAACUACCGAGAGAGCUCUUUGGUGAACAAGUUAAGUUCAUUUAUGACAGCGUUCCGCAUACUAUUAGGAUCAGUCAUGUUAAAAGUGUCGUGUGAAAGUAAAUUUAAUGGGAAAGAUGGUAAAUUUCCAGCUCUACCGUCGACUAGAGAAAGUCUUUUGUUUUUGACCAUUGGAUGACCGAACUCAGAACUUACCGAUUUUCCUGUUCUGAAUGGCUCCAUUUUUUAAAUUACAUUACAUCCAUGUGUCAGAUCAUCCACCGUGACUUAGCGGCCAGAAAUGUUCUUGUUGGUGAAGGAGAGAAGUGUAAGGUGACAGACUUUGGAAUGGCGAGGAAUGUUAACCAGGAUGAUAUCUACAACAAAACAAGUCGGGUAGGAAACUGAGUUAUUCCCUUUUCUCUUUUAACUCGCCUCCAUUUUGAAGAGUGUUUUUCGCUCUUACAUUAAUCUGUACUUAGGAUGUCGUACUUUGCAAAGUUCACCAAUUCUUGUCUGAAUGAAGGAAGAAAUCGAUGUGAAUUUAAUAUUUCCGUUGCGUAAUUUGAACAGGGCCGUCUGCCAGUAAAAUGGACCGCUUAUGAGGGUUUAGUAUAUGGAAAAUACACAACACAAAGUGAUGUGUAAGUAUUCCCCCCUUUAAGAUACUCUAAACAUAGCCAUCUGGGUAUGACUCAACUCCAGGUCCGGAUUUUGGUCAUUCUUAUUUCUAAGAAGUCCUACAAUGCACACAGAUUCAAAUAUCUUUUUAUUUUCACUUCCACUUUCAUUUUGUCACAAAGAUUUCGCUAAGGUGAAGUUAAGAUUAGCAGUUAGGUUUGACUCGAGCAAACGUCCACCACAAACGGGAUCACAAAGAUUUUAUGCUGUAUUCCGAAAGGAAAUGAGCUCAAAGUUACCGGUAUCCCUUUAACCAUCGCAAGCAUACUUCUUACUAGCUUAGUUCUUCUUCCUGUUUAGCUUCCCAGAUAAUGCGUUUUUUGGUCGUCAUUUGAAUCUCCUGCUUUUUAAGAAAUGAUUAUGGAGACUAUCUAGCGGCCUUAAAGGAUGCUGGCAAAUAAGAUUGACGAAAAUCAGUUGAUGUUGAAACUCGUGUCGUUUGAGAACUUAUCUCAGCAGGGAGCUUGAAUUUUCUGCGUAGUAACAAAAAGCUAUACUUUGCUGGAACUCAAGUUGAUAGCCAAGCUGGUUGCUCAUUCUUGAACCAUGUUUAAACAAUAAUGUAUAAAGACUUAACCUCUUUCUUAUAUUGAUUUAUUCAUAUUUAUUUUUAAAGACUUCAGGCUACGUGCAUAAUCCCAUCAUAGAUCUUGGCCGAUGAUGUCGGGGCCACUGUUUAAAAUAAAUCUAUUUUCCAAGCAGCGAGAAAGUUAAAAUCGCGAAUUAUCAUGUUUUACUUGACUCAGAUCGCUUCGCUGCCUCAUGCACUUCAUUGGUUUUUCCUUUUCUGUCAUUUGCAGGUGGAGUUUCGGUGUUGUUCUGUACGAAAUAUUUACUGUAGGUAAGUCUGAACAGUUUUAAUAGUUAAAACAAAGCACUAUUUUGUAUGGACUGGGGAAGAAGGGACAGAAUUGCCGCAGUUUUUAAGUAAGUUUUGACGAGGAUGAUAUAGUGAGGUUUGUGCUAAGACAAUGAGUCCUGGAAUAUCAAGAAAGUUACGUGUGUGAAUAUUAUUCUUGCCUCAUUACUUCAGUUUAAGCGUUCAUUUUAUGUCCAUAGGUGGAUCUCCUUACCCCGCGAUUAACGCUCGCGAAAUUGCAGAGAAACUUCAGCAAGGAUACAGAAUGCCAAAACCUAAACAUGUUGAUGAACAGCUGUAA
Molecule: messenger RNA, 5180 nt
Organism: Pocillopora meandrina
Lineage: Eukaryota; Metazoa; Cnidaria; Anthozoa; Scleractinia; Pocilloporidae
Source: the annotation of a GenBank genome assembly